AUGGCACCGCAGUACGAGCUGUACACCUAUUACCGUUCGUCAUGCUCAGCGAGAGUCCGCAUUGCAGCCGCAUACAAAGGCAUCUCAAUGUCGUACAGAUUCGUCCACCUUCUGAACUCCGAGCAGAUGUCUGAAGACUACGAGAGGAUCAAUGCAUCGCAGAGCGUGCCAACGCUGGUCAUCACUGAAGAGGGCGGGCAGCGAACCGUUAUUCAGCAGUCGGUCGCUAUACUUGAAUACUUGGAGGAGAGCCACCCGGAGUCGCCGAAACUACUGCCCGCCAGCGCCGCUGAGAGGGCCUGGAUCCGACAGCUAGUGAACAUUGUUGCUUGCGACAUUCAACCGGUGACAAACCUCAGGGUGUUGCACAAGGUCAAGGAAAUCGGCGUGGAAGUAACUCAGUGGCAGAAGCCAUGGAUGUUGCACGGAUUGCUGGCAUACGAGAAGACGAUGCUACGUCAAGGGGUCGGCAGAUACUCGUUUGGAGACACCUUAACCAUGGCUGAUGUUGUGCUGGCACCCGCUGUAGACGGAGCCGUACGCUUUGGUGUCGACUUCGACGAGAUUCCCAACGUCAAGAGAGUGUAUGACGAAUUGCAAAACCAUGAAGCUUUUCGUGCUGGAUCGUGGACAGCGCAGCCGGACACACCUCACCAGUUUCGAGAAGCUUGUUGA
This is a messenger RNA of Saxophila tyrrhenica, 675 nucleotides long. RefSeq lists its product as uncharacterized. NCBI's taxonomy places the organism in Eukaryota, Fungi, Ascomycota, Dothideomycetes, Mycosphaerellales, Extremaceae. Gene Ontology annotation, biological process: glutathione metabolic process; L-phenylalanine catabolic process. Gene Ontology annotation, cellular component: cytoplasm; mitochondrion. The record is from RefSeq and is a predicted model, not a curated record. The transcript has a single exon. The coding region runs from base 1 to 675 and encodes 224 amino acids. Gene Ontology annotation, molecular function: maleylacetoacetate isomerase activity; glutathione transferase activity.